UCUAAAACCUUCAAAUCAUAGUAAAUCUUGAAUGAUUUUGUGCAUAUUCACGUGUUUUCUUAUUCAUCAUAUCACAAGUGACAAUUGACAUCGUUUUGACAUGAAUCGCCUGCUUAUAAUGCCGAUUAUAAGGCAAGUGCACUGAAUGCACGACACACACACGCGCACACACACACAUAUGGUGGCUUAUUAGGUGUACUUACAAAAAUGAGUUCAUACAAUGCACCCAAUUCUAAAUGCAGCCUUAAGACAUUGAAUUUUGGAUUUUAAUUAGUAGCAUUAGUCUGAUAUGAUGAUAUAACAUAGGUUCACAACUAACCAAUAUUGCCAAAGACCUAAUAAAUCCCAAAUUGUAAAUUCUAACCCUAAAUUUCUAAACAAUAAAUUCAUCAAAUCAAGUGUGCGAAUUCAUGCACUUUCUUACCCAUCAUAUCAUAAGUGAUGAUUGACAUCGUUUUAACAUGAAUCGCUUGCUCAGAAUGAUAAUUACGAAGCGAGAAUAUUGAAUGCAUGGACUAAAAACAUAAAUGCAAGACGGAAUAAAAAAAAAAUUAACAUUAAUCUGACUUAUUUUUUUCUUAUCAUGCAUAGACAUGCAGACAUACAUCACGUGUAUUAUUUAUCACCAAUAACGAACGUCCAUUUAAUGUCAAUGUUUGCAUUAUUUGAUGGUUAUUCCAUGCUCAGGUCAACUUCGAUGGCAAUUUUGAGUUAAUUUCUAGCAAGUGUACCCUCUCACACUCUAUCAGCCCCUUUAAAUCAAUUUUACAUAAUGUUCACUAUUUAUAUAUACAAAUAGUAAGUUUCCAAUAUUUUAUAUUCAAUUCGAAUAACCUUAUUAGAGCAUCUAUAUUGAUAUUGCAUUUUUUAAUUGCAAGAUAAUAUGACAUGAGUGUUUGCAAUUGCAAAACCAAUUGCAUUGAUGUGGCUACCAAUUGCAUAUUUACAACCUUGCAACAAAUGCAAUUGCAUAUACAAAUAAAAAAGACCUAAAAAUGUGGCUACCAAUUGCAUCUUUUACUUUAUUUUCUAUAAUUCAAAACAUAACAUUUAAUUAUAUAUGCAAUUGCAAACGGAUUGCAUUUAUAGGUGCAAUGACAUUCAUAUGAGUUGGAUAAAAAAAUAUUGAUAUGGAUAAAAAAAAUUUCAUAUGCAAUUGAACUUGCAAUUGCAUUGAUGUGAAUGCUCUUAUUAUUCGUAUAUUUGAUUAUUAAAUACAAUACUAUUUAAUUUAGUAUUUGGUACAAAUGGAUACAUAUCAAAACAUUUCGAAUUAGGUAAGCGACUUCGCUUUCCCGGCCACGUGCAAGUCGUUGUAAACAGGAACUCCGAGGAUUAGGUAAGCGGCUAAGCGCCGGUGGCGGACUGAAAAGUUCCGCUCCCCAGGAAAUAAUGCCGAGACGAAGACAAGUUAGACAACAAAACAAAAGCAAUAACUACCAACAAUGGAAAUGGAGUAAUGAUGCAUGGUGAUAUUUUCUACCUUGGCUCCUGUGUUUGCUGUCCAUUCAUAUUGUGAUUGUGACAAUUCACCUCAGGUUGUGUCUUUCUCAUCACCUCAAAACUUUGUGCCACCAUUAUUGGUGCAUUCACGAUAACCAAAUAUCCCUACCAUGUGAGAGUACUGUUUUGGAUAAGGCUGAAUCGCCAACAAAGUAUCAAAUAAUAGUCUCCCCAAGAAAACACUCGAUUUUGUUCCUUGUUAUAAGAAUGAAAAUUUUGAGCUCUCAAUUAAUCUAAUUUAAUUCUUCUUUUUGUGCCUGAUGCGUCAAAUUCCAGUGAGGGAGGCAGAUCAAUGGAAGUUGCGGUGAAGUCAGUGGAGAAUGUGAAACCAUCAUGUCCAUCACAGCUGAAGCCGUUCAAGCUCUGCCUUCUCGACCAGAUGAUGGGCAGAGGUUACAUUGGGCUCGUCCUCUUCUACCCGCCGACGCCGGCCGACGGCGAAAAGGAGACGGUGGAAGCUGGCGGCGGUGAUCAGAAAGUGGAGAAGCUCAAAGCCUCGCUGUCCAAAACCCUAAACUCCUUCUACCCGCUGGCCGGGAGGGUGAAGGACAACGCGAGGGUCGAGGACUUCGAAGCUGGCGUCCCAUUCGUGGAGUCUCAAGUGAAGGGAUACGACAGCGUUUCAGCGUUUCUAGAGUCUCCAAACUUGCAAGUCCUCAACAAGUUCCUCCCCGUGGAGCCUUUCUGCCUUCCCAACGCACACCACGAGCCACUCCCCCCGCCGUUGCUCGUCCAAGUCAACACGUUCGACUGCGGCGGGAUAGCUGUCGGCCUGUGCUUGAACCACAAGCUCGCCGACGGUGUUGCUACCAACUCCUUUCUCAGGAGCUGGUCAGCACACUGCAACAACAACAACAACAGCACGAAUCAUGAUAAUGAUUCGAUAAUAACCUCUCAAGGUUCUUCAGUUUUCCCUCCUCGAGAAUCGAUGCCUCCCCACGUAGAGCGACUGCACGACAAGAUGUUUCUCGAGAAGGGAAAAAGACCCGCCACGAGGAGAUUCGUGUUCGAUGCGAACGCAGUAGCCUCAAUCAAAGCAGAGGCCAGAACCAGCUGCCCGGUUCUUGAGAAUCCAUCUCGAACCGAAGCGAUGCUAGCCUUCAUAUGGAAAUCCAUCAUGACUGCAGCGAUUUCGACUAGCCCUGGCCCUCCUCCCCCACCGCAGUUUCUGAUGCAACCGGUCAAUGUGAGGCCUCGAAUGAACCUUUCGGAUGAAUGCUUCGGGAACCUCUUCUGCAUGGCGAUGGCAUACUCGAACGAUCCUCCGAAUCAGGAUGUGGGCGAGCUAGCUCAGCUCAUAAGGGUAGGAGUGAGCAGGGUCGACCACAAGUUUCUUAAAGCACUAUCCAACGACGAUGGGUUCGAAGCCAUGGUCGAGAUGCUAAAUCAGUUGAGUGAGGUCAGCCAGCCGCAGAUGUUGUGCGGGUCUAGUUGGCUAAGGUUUUGCUUUGACGAAGUCGAUUUUGGGUGGGGGAAGCCGGCAUGGACCGGUGUCCUUGGGGAGGCUAGCGCCGACUACCCUUCAUACAGCAACUUAAUCAUUCUGAAGGAGCACUUGGCGCACCGCCAAGAUGCCGCCGGCGUAGAGGCUUGGAUCAGGUUGGAUGUGGAUGUGAUGGCUACUCUUGAACAUGAUCCUCACUUCUUGCAAUUUGCUUCCCCCAAUCCUCCUAUCUUUUGCUCCUCAUCAUGAGCUAGUUGUUCGAUCAAGCGAGCUUUGUUUUUCUUGGUAGACGGUUUUAGUGGUAUGAAAUUGUUAAAACACUGUCAAACUAUAAUUGUAGUACAAAAUGUUAUGCCAAUGAAAUAUUCAGUAUGGGUGACGACCCGGACAAAGCACCUUAUUUGAUCUUCGUUCUCUUUUUAUUUUGUAUCGUUUUGAUUUUUUGAUUUUUUUUCUCUCUCUCUGUUGCUAGGGCGGGGUAGCGUACUCAGGAUCCAUUAGAAUAUCCGUUUCUUGCCAAAUGAUGCUACUCUUCCAUACAAAUUAAAGAAUAGUUGAUUAAACUAAGAUAAUGGGG
Messenger RNA from Linum trigynum, 3524 nucleotides. The record is from the annotation of a GenBank genome assembly. NCBI's taxonomy places the organism in Eukaryota, Viridiplantae, Streptophyta, Magnoliopsida, Malpighiales, Linaceae.